Cephus cinctus (wheat stem sawfly) is the source of this 1293-nucleotide messenger RNA. Its product is annotated as inositol monophosphatase 1. Gene Ontology annotation, biological process: phosphatidylinositol phosphate biosynthetic process; inositol metabolic process; signal transduction. Bases 151 to 969 code for a protein of 272 amino acids. The transcript has 6 exons. Gene Ontology annotation, molecular function: inositol monophosphate 1-phosphatase activity. The record is from RefSeq and is a predicted model, not a curated record. NCBI's taxonomy places the organism in Eukaryota, Metazoa, Arthropoda, Insecta, Hymenoptera, Cephidae.
UGGCAGUCGCCAGUCAGGAUGGUCACGAUCUCACGAUAGUCAGUCAGUUCGCACGAAGCGACUGCUGAAUGCGUGCCAGUAUUUGUAGCGUCGCUUGACGCUGAGAGUUGUUUAGGUUUUGAAGAAAAUUCUACCGAGAAUCUUACAAAGAUGUCGCAACUCGAUGCAUACUACGAGGUCGUCUUAUCGUUGGUUCAGGAAGCUGGUGCGGUUAUCAGAGACAAGAUCAACAGGCCAAAGGAUAUUAUGACAAAAUCCUGUGACAUUGACCUUGUAACUGAAUCUGAUCAGCAGGUGGAGAAGCUUCUGAUAGAUGGUCUCUCCUCGAAGUUUGCUGAUCAUAAAUUCAUCGGGGAGGAGAGCAGUAGUCCCGGGGAAAAAAUUGAAUUGACAGACGCACCUACGUGGAUCAUAGAUCCCAUAGAUGGUACCAUGAAUUUCGUUCAUGGUCUACCCCACACUUGUGUCUCUAUAGGACUUUUGAUCGAUAAGGUACCAGAAAUCGGUAUCGUCUACAAUCCUAUUUUGGAACAAUUGUUCACUGCUAGAAGAGGUCAAGGAGCAUUCUUAAAUAAUUCACCGAUUCACGUUUCCAAUCAGAAAGAAUUAUCAAAAGCGUUAAUAAUGUUGGAGAUGGGUACGAGUAAAGAUCCUGAAAAAAUGAAAAUCGUCAUGGAGAAUCUUCACGUCCUGACACCACAAGUUCAUGGCUUGAGAGCUCUUGGAUCAGCAGCAUUGGAUAUGUGCAUGGUAGCUCUGGGUGGAGCUGAUGGUCAUUUUGAAUUUGGAAUCCAUGCCUGGGACAUUGCAGCUGGUGAUUUGAUUGUCAGAGAAGCUGGUGGUAUCUGCAUAGAUCCAGCUGGUGGACCACUCGAUCUUAUGAGCAGAAGAGUUCUGUGCGCCGCCACCACAGAACUAGCCCAGGAACUCGCAAAAUCCUUAAUUCAGUAUUAUCCGGAACGAGAUUAAUCUUUUGUAAUCUCUAGUGAGUCAUAAUGACUCGUUAUAAAGAGUGUGAAUUUUCGUACUGGUAUAUCAAUUAAAUUUGUCGAGAUGCUCCUGUGUACGUAAUUGUAUUAUGUUGUUUAACGUUGGUCCAGAAAUGCCAAUAGAAUGUCUUGAUGAUACAUACGUGUUCUACAAGGAUACGAAUAUUUUUGUAAAAAGAAAUAUGCGAUAUCAUAUCCAUUAUUUAUUGUAUUAACUCUAUUUCCAUAUGAUGGAUGUUACUGCCGAACAUUAAUUGAAUAUAUGUAUCUCAACCUGCGUUAAAUAAACAUACUGUAUCUACUA